Molecule: messenger RNA, 2288 nt
Organism: Hemiscyllium ocellatum (epaulette shark)
Lineage: Eukaryota; Metazoa; Chordata; Chondrichthyes; Orectolobiformes; Hemiscylliidae
Gene: dgcr2
Product: DiGeorge syndrome critical region gene 2
Exons: 11
Coding region: 96-1736 (546 amino acids)
Cellular component (GO): membrane
Molecular function (GO): protein binding
Source: RefSeq, a predicted model, not a curated record
GCUCGGCGCUCCGCUGCCGCCAUCUUAUGUGUUUCCCGGAGCCUGAGAGCGGGGCCGGGGCGGGAGCUGCCGGCCGGAGGAUGCCUGGCGGAUAAAUGUGGCCCAAACCCGACAUCCCUUUGCUGUUGAUGUUAAUCGUGACUGUGGCGGAGUCGGAACGGCCAGGCCCGCGGUUAGGUCUGACAAGACUCUUGUCAGAGCUGCGCUGUACGCCUGGACAGUUUGCGUGUAAUACUGGAACAAUUCAGUGCAUCCCUCUGACUUGGCACUGUGACGGCUGGCAGACCUGUGAAGAUGGCAGUGAUGAAUUGGAUUGUCCAGGUAUAAUCGGCGACCAUCAGAUACAUCGCGUGAAGGAAACAGUGGACUCUAAACAUGGGCGUGGCAGGGGAGCUGAGGACAGCCGCUUUUACCCUGUUAACAUGGGUCAGUCAUUUCAGUUGGAACGGAAGUGCCCAACUGGCUGGCAUCACUAUGAAGGGACAGCGAGCUGUUACAGAGUGUAUUUAAACAGCGAGAACUACUGGGAUGCUGUCCAGAUGUGUCAGCAAGUGAAUGGAUCACUGGCCACCUUCACGACUGAUCAGGAGUUACGGUUCAUCCUGGCUGAAGAGUGGGACCUGGAGGAGCGGCCAGUGAGCCGCAAGGACCAGCGCAGAUUCUGGGUUGGCUAUCAAUACAUGGUAACCAACCGAAGUCACACCUCCCUCCAGGGGCAAUGGGAAGUAGCCUACAAGAGCAGUUCCUCAGAAGUUUUUCUUCCCCCAGAGAAGGUGACAUUCUUUGGGAUGACUAUCUCUGAACAGGAGAACGUGUUAUGUGCUCAGUUGCAGUGCUCCCACUUGCCCAGCCUACGGCACCGUGGAUUGCACAGCUGGUAUGCAGAGAACUGCAAUGAGAAGUCAGCAUUUCUUUGUAAGAGAAGUCAAACCUGCGUGGAUAUAAAAGACAACGUGGUGGACGAGGGCAAGUAUUUCACUCCAAAGGGGAAUGAUCCAUGUUUGAGCUGCACCUGCCAUAAUGGCGAACCAGAAAUGUGUGUGGCAGCGCUGUGUGAGCGGCCUCAGGGCUGUCAACACUACGAAAAGGACCCGAAGGAAUGCUGCAAGUUCACCUGCCUGGACCCAGAUGGCAGCAGUAUUUUUGAUUCUAUGGCGAGUGGAAUGCGUUUGAUUGUGAGCUGCAUCUCCUCCUUCCUUAUCCUCUCGCUGCUCCUCUUUAUGGUUCACCGAUUACGACAGAGACGCAGAGAACGAAUUGAGUCUCUCAUUGGUGGCAAUUUGCAUCAUUUUAAUCUGGCCCGAAGUAGAAUGCCAGGCUUUGAUUACGGCCCAGAUAGUCUUGGAUCAGGAUUAACUCCUCUUCAUCUUUCUGACGAUGGUGAGGGAGGAGCAUUCCACUUCCAUGACCCCCCACCACCAUACACAGCUUAUAAAUACCCUGACAUACAACAUCCAGAUGACCCACCACCUCCAUAUGAAGCAUCCAUCAAUCCAGGCAGCAUGCUGUGUGUCAGUCAAGAUCAUGAUCCUGGACAGAUGAUGGAGUCGAGCAGCCAGCUACCUAUGGCAGAGGGUGCUGCUGGAGAUCAGGUGGCUGCCACAAACUUUACACUACCACCUGUGACAGAGGACCUGGAAGAUUCAGCUGACAGCAGUACUUUGCUCGUGCCAUGUGACACAUGCUCAGAGAGUGGAGCACUAAGCAGUCACUCCUCAAUAAACACUGUUGUAUAAAUGGGAUGGGUCUAUCACUUUUUUUGGAGUAAAAGCAAAUGCUUGCACAGUGCUGUACAGGCAAACACUCGUUUUGAUGACUAUAAAAGGCUUAGUUCAGGUCUUCAGCAGUCAGAUUUCCUGUUUCAAUGAGCGAGUUAAUCCUCUGUGUAUAUAUUGAUGGUGGAAUGCAGCACCUUUCCCUGGAGACAGGUGCAGUAGGAUUUUAGGAAACUAAUGGGCAGCUGGGUUUUGUGUUUUUUUUAAUGUAGAUUUUGCAUCUGAAUACAGAGCUUCAAGUUUGAGUGGCUGGAACAGCCUUGAAUUGGUGGUUUUGCAUGCUGAAUAUAUACUGGCAACUCAAAGCUCUUACAACUGGGUCUUUUAAAUUGGCAACUGAUGGUGCCAAUCAUCUGAAAGAGCUUUGUGAUAUUUCUUGACAAACAGAAGUGCACUUCCUGUUGCAAUUCUGUUCUGUCACUGGGAUACAACAGUGGUGGGAGUGGGCUGGACACUAGGAUGAAUGGUAUUUGGGAUAUGCAUGUUGCACAGACUGUUUACAGGGUCUUGGUG